UGUGUUCUAUGGGGGGAUCUCUUUUCGGGUCCACAUGUCUUACUCCCUUGAAACAAACGGUUACUGUUUUCUGUAUGGAACGGUUCUUUUUAUUCUUAUUUUUUCUCGAACGAGCUUCUUGCUUGCUUUAGUAUGGAUAUUGAUUGAUUGCUAUGAAUAUGUCGCUACGAGUAUCUGGUACGUGGAACUUGAGGAUAUGGGACAAACUUAUUUAUUUUGGGGGCUUUUGCAUGCAUGCAUCUUUUGAAAUCGGGAGUGGAAAGACAGAAGGAUUGGGCGUCCUUGUUUUGUUUGUUUUCCGGUCGACUUUUUUUGCAGGCGUGUUCAGUGUGCGUUUUGUUUCAUGUUGUUUUGUUGUCUUUUCACUCCUUACAACAUCCAUAUUGGGCGGAGCAGCAGGAAUGGAGUAAUACCUUGCUUGGCUUGGCGCGUUGCGUUGUGUGUGAGGUGGGAGGGAGUUCUUUGGGUUGUUUAUUCUUGAAAGGGCAGAAAAUAUGGAGGGAUGGGAAGGGAAGGGAAGGCAAGGAAGGCAAGGAAGUAGAUUCGUGGCAUAGGAUACAACAUUAUGGGUGCAAAGGCAAUAAGCAAUGGGACGAGAAGAAACAUAGAAUGUGUGUUUUAUGGGUUUAGCAGACAGACAGAAUUGGCUUGUCGCUCAAUAAAAUGCAUUUGAGAUCUUCAAUUUUUGUUCACCAAAGUCACUCCACAAGUGUAUUUAUAGAAUGUUAGGCU
Mollisia scopiformis is the source of this 732-nucleotide messenger RNA. RefSeq lists its product as uncharacterized. The record is from RefSeq and is a predicted model, not a curated record. NCBI's taxonomy places the organism in Eukaryota, Fungi, Ascomycota, Leotiomycetes, Helotiales, Mollisiaceae. The transcript has a single exon. The coding region runs from base 235 to 630 and encodes 131 amino acids.